This is a messenger RNA of Mytilus trossulus (common blue mussel), 3113 nucleotides long. RefSeq lists its product as uncharacterized. The coding region runs from base 886 to 3054 and encodes 722 amino acids. The record is from RefSeq and is a predicted model, not a curated record. NCBI's taxonomy places the organism in Eukaryota, Metazoa, Mollusca, Bivalvia, Mytilida, Mytilidae. The transcript is spliced from 2 exons.
UAAGAUAAUGGGGCUUUUAUACAUAGUGUUAAAUACUUAAUAGAGUCUUACCCAGUUGUAAAAUAUCUUUAUGAUAGUGCAAAUGAAAGGUAAAAACAGGAUUUAAUCUUUUCAACAGUGCCAAGCUUAAUUUACAAUUAUAUUAAUUUUUUCACGAAAAGUCGUUGACUUAGCAGUUUAUUUGCAAUUCAAAGCACACACAGAAUCGGAGAAACACUCGUCCGCUAAACGAACUGACAUUGAAGGAUAUUUUGUGUGAUUCAAGAUUCAAGAUUAACCAAUAAGCUAACAUGUACUUGGAACAAUCAACUUGUACUGAUACAUCAUAUGGACCCUCAAUUUUAAUAGCAAUGAAAUCACAAGAUAAACAUUAAAAUUGUGUCCAUUAUCGUGUUGACAUUGAGGAAUAUUCAAUUACUUUGAGGAAAUCAUACAUUGGACCUUCUCUACAAGAACAGUGUAGCUGUAAGAUAUUUUAAAUAUUCAUACAAGGCUAGCUAUACGGAUAAUUAGCCUAUAUAUCAAUGUUUCACAAACUGUGUAUCAUGUCGUUAUAGAUUUAAGUACACUCUCGGAGUAAUCGCUUUUAGUUGAAGCAACGAUCAAGUCCGUAUACAAUGGAUUUAUGUAUUUAUCCAUAUAAGAUAUACUUAUGAGCGAGUUCAUAAAUGGAUCAGCUGAAAUAGAAAUUUAAUGGAUUAGAUAUAAUGAUUAUAAAGAUUAUUAAACCAAGGAUUACGUGCUUUACGAUGUGUGUUAAUACUAAAACCAUUUAUUUGUGUCCCUUGACCUCCUAAAACCCUAUCUCAAUGUAUAGUUUAAGUAAUCUAGUUGUGUUCGUGAAGGUAGAUGUGUUAGUCGUAGAAUUGUUCUAUUGCAAUAAUAAUGAGUGCUGUGGUGUUCGUGGGUGAUGCUUGGAAACCCUCCAUUGUACAGAUUGUCCCGUUUGCUGACAAAAACAUUCAAAAUAGUGCUAAAUAUAAACAAUCAGCUUCCUCUGGGACAGAUACUAACAACAGGUGCUUCCCAGUAUUAGCAGUUACAAGAAGUCAUUCUGGAAUAUCACUCAAUACUGUCGAUACGUAUUCAUCACUUGAUUUUAGUGAUUUUCAGUCAGAAGUUUCGGACGCUGUGUCUUAUUCGGGACGUUUACCAACAACGUGCGUCAGAAAAGAUAAAAAGUUCCGUAAAAUUGCUAGACAUUCAUCGAUGAGGGAAAAUCGCAGCGACAUGAUGGUUAAAUUUUCAGUCCAAGAUUUGAAUGAACAAUGUGGUGCUGUAACGACACGAAGAAAUAGUAUAUCAAGUAUUGAUACCGGAGUGUCCGUGUCAACCGUGUCAGCUUCUAGUUCCGUGUCAAAUGGGCUUCCAAAGCCAACGCUUUCUGAUAAAAAAUUCUUGUACAAACAAAAUGGAUUUAAAAAAACAUUGCCGUAUACCCCUGGAGAAAUAGAGUUACAGAAACAGAAAGAAUUGUAUGCAAAGGAACAGGCUCAAAAACGGAAAAAGUACAAGUUGAAUGUAAAUCAGCUACCGCGAAGUAAUACGCCUAUCACUGACCAUGAUCCUGAUAAACUUAACAUGAAACAAGUAAUACGGUUUUUACAAAAGCAGAAACCCUCUGGAUCACCACGACCUGAUACAUAUAAUGUAAAAUCACCCGAGCGACGGUCAACUGAAAGUCCAGUAAAGACAGCUCCAGCUAAUUUUACCGUCGGUGAUAAAAUCAGAUCGGAUUUAAAAACGAGUGACUCUAUGAGAUCAUCGCGAUCAAGUGAAAUAAGCAUAGCAAGUCGGAGUAAACUAUUGAGUCGUGAUUCGGAUGUGCAGUCUAAGACUUCUGCAAGUCCAAGACAUAAUAAUCGAUAUCAUUAUUCGCAUAAACAUGACUAUAGUUAUAUAGAGAAUUGUUCUACGGACAAACGGGAUCGACACCGGAAGUCAGAGGGAAAUGUCGAUACAAAACAUCGAUCAUCUCAUGACGGUAGGGAAAACGAUCGAAAUAAACAUUCGAAAAAACGUGAAAAAGAGUUUAAAUUACACAGAUUUCUUGCUUUAGCUCCCAAUGGAGAAGGACAGAAAACUAAUCCACUGAUUAUUUCAAACAUUUCUCAUGUGAGGACUAAUAAUUGGACAACAAUGAGAGAAGGAUUGAAAUCCGAAGGUGCUGCACAAAUUCAUUCCAAGUCCGAAGAAAAAACAUGCAUAAGACGAGUUUCCUCCGAAAGGCAUAAUGCCUCUCACUAUAGAGCUAUGAACAAAGAAAAUACAAAUAUUAACUUUAAUCAAUCUGAAAAAAACGAAGUCGAACUUCCGCCAAAUAAAACUACAGCAGAUCAAGAAAAAUAUAACAUAGGCAAAUCCGCUACCAUCAUGCACCAGAGACAAAUUCGUUUUCAAAAGGUUAAUCCGAGAGAUGAUAUGACUAUGUCAGAAUCUGACGAUGGCCGAAUAUCUCAGACAAAUUCAAGUAUGAUACGUCUUCCAAGCGUACAUGAUUAUGUAGAGGAGGAAGACGGAGAAACAACAACAACUCAUGACUCAUCUAAGUCAGACAUUGACAGGAGAAGCCCGACGACGCAAGCGAGUGACGUUGACACAGAACAAAAGCGAGAGACAAAUAUUUCGCGUAUUAGUUUGGAUUCUUCACGAAGCUCUGUGUAUAGUAUUCCUAUGUUAUCACCUUCUCAUAGGAAAGGAUUUAUUUCUAAAGCAAAACAAAGUAUUCACGUGAGUAUUCCUAAAGAGGAAGAGGAAACAAAGGAGGUCAAAUUAUCAUUGCGACAGGAAAAGGACCUAACGGCCCAGCGAAGCUAUAUGCAUGAUAUGGUAUCUAGUAGAUCAGCUGAUCCAUUAGAAGUGAUCUAUAAACAUACCAACGGGCAUACAGUGUCGCCAUCUAGUGAAUCUUUUUAUGAUAGAAAUGUCUUCCGAAUAUCAACGGUAUCUAUGCAAAGUAGAAAAUCUGAGGAUUGUGGGAUAUGUGAUGGAACAAGACUGUCGCCUGAGUCUCAUAUGACAUCUAGGUCCAUUGGUGCUCUAUCUAGAAACUAAUUUGUAAAGUAGUUUUUUUUAUAUAUUUAUUAAAUUGAAACUCUUGGCUAAAAUCUAAA